CAUAGUAUGAAAACGCGUUAUAAGAGUACCGUGUUAAAUGGGGAAUCACUGUACUUUGUCUUUUGUAUGUACAAUCAGAAAAAGAGAAAUAAAUUUUUUUUUUCAUCGGUAUUGAAUCCGGAUUAUCGACGGACCGAAUUUUUGACGGCAGACAUGUUACUUGUAGUUGUAUAACUGUUUUAAAGGCAGCUCUGUAUAUGGUAUGUGUUAUGUUACAGCCAAAGGAAUAGACAUCGACGUUCUUGCAGAACUGACCAUCAACGAUAUUGAUCAUUUAAUUCCUGCAGAACAAUUCGGUCUACGAAUUAAAUUUAGAAAAAAGCUUUUUGUAUGGAAACAACUCAACGGAUUAACAACACCCCUGGCAAGUACAAUUACUGCAUCGAAUUCAUCAUCAUCAACAGUAAAUAAUUGGAUAAAUACUAAUAUAAUAGAUACAGAUGAAAAUGGUAAUCCUGAAAAUCAACCGAUCUUUAAGUUAGAAAAUCUCUUAUUAAAAUCGGUUAGUGGUCAGUUAACUUUAUCAGAAUAUAAAGUUAGUGGAUUAAGUUCGAAAAAUCGAAAUAUCCUUACCACGAUAAUCGUGGAGGAUUGGUUAGCCAGUGACACAUCUGUAGAUCGCCAAUUGUGCCAAAAUGUCGCAAAAAAAAUCUAUUCCCAUUAG
Molecule: messenger RNA, 664 nt
Organism: Onthophagus taurus
Lineage: Eukaryota; Metazoa; Arthropoda; Insecta; Coleoptera; Scarabaeidae
Source: RefSeq, a predicted model, not a curated record